AUGGACAGGUUAUUCAGGAAAUUCUCAAACAAAUCGCAGAAGAGCGGCGGCGGCGGCAGCAAUGCCUCGCAGCGACAGUCUCCCAUCGCGGCGGCACGAAACAACAUGAACACAAACAAUCCUUUUACCACGACGAUGCCAACUCGUCGACCGGCAGCACCGGAGCCACCGCCACCAUAUUCACCACCUGCCAGCACCAGCGCUGCCCAUGCUGCCAGCCGUGUCCCCUUCUCCCCUGCCGAUCUCGCCAGCACGAUGCAAACGGGCGACGACUCACCCUACGCGUUCCUGCGCACCUUUGACACCAUCUUCCUGAUCGACGAUUCCGGGUCCAUGGCAGGCCGCUCCUGGCGCGAGACGUCGUCGGCACUGGCGGCCAUUGCCCCGAUCUGCACGGCGCACGACCCGGACGGCAUCGACGUGUACUUCCUCAACCACCGGAACCCGCACAGCACGCACGGCGGAUACACGAACCUGACGACCACGGGCGCGGUGCAGAGUCUGUUCCAGAACGUGCGACCCCUCGGCGGCACGCCCACGGGCACGCGGCUCAACCAGAUCCUGAAACCCUACCUGAGCGAACUGGCCGACAGCCUGGAACGGCAGGCGCACGGCCACGACGCCACGGUCAAGCCGCUGAACAUGAUCGUCAUCACCGACGGCGUGCCCUCGGACGACGUCGAGAGCGUCAUCGUCUCGGCCGCGCGCAAGCUCGACUCCAUGGCCGCCGAGCCGUGGCAGGUCGGCGUGCAGUUCUUCCAGGUCGGCCGCGAACCCGAGGCCCGGGACAUGCUCCAGGAACUCGACGACGCGCUGUCGGGCGAAUACCACAUCCGCGACAUGGUCGACACGGUGCCUUGGAGUGGAGACGACGGUGACGAGGGCUUGACCGGCCAGGGCUUGCUCAAGGUCUGUCUGGGCAGCGUGGUCAGACGGUGGGACCGAAGGCAGGUGUAG
This is a messenger RNA of Cladophialophora carrionii CBS 160.54, 957 nucleotides long. RefSeq lists its product as uncharacterized. The transcript has a single exon. NCBI's taxonomy places the organism in Eukaryota, Fungi, Ascomycota, Eurotiomycetes, Chaetothyriales, Herpotrichiellaceae. The record is from RefSeq and is a predicted model, not a curated record. Bases 1 to 957 code for a protein of 318 amino acids.